AUGUAAGCUACUGCUAACGAAGAUGUAAUAUCAAAUGAAACUCUACUAAAUAUUGAAGUUUUUGGUAAUAAGUAAUUAAAGAAAGUAGAACUAGAAGUUCUAAUUACUACAGAUUUAUAAUAAUAACUUAAAAAUUAGUAUAAUUCAACUUACAUUAGAGUUACUAGAUCUAGCAUUUCUAAAGAAAGAUUAUCAAAAAACAACAACUGA
Molecule: messenger RNA, 210 nt
Organism: Tetrahymena thermophila SB210
Lineage: Eukaryota; Ciliophora; Oligohymenophorea; Hymenostomatida; Tetrahymenidae
Exons: 2
Source: RefSeq, a predicted model, not a curated record